Molecule: messenger RNA, 2044 nt
Organism: Paralichthys olivaceus (Japanese flounder)
Lineage: Eukaryota; Metazoa; Chordata; Actinopteri; Pleuronectiformes; Paralichthyidae
Gene: snrnp35
Product: small nuclear ribonucleoprotein 35 (U11/U12)
Biological process (GO): mRNA splicing, via spliceosome
Cellular component (GO): precatalytic spliceosome; U12-type spliceosomal complex
Molecular function (GO): mRNA binding; snRNA binding
Source: RefSeq, a predicted model, not a curated record
GACGAUCAGGCUCCAGAAUUAACCACAGAUGAAACAGGAAAUUCUGCUUUUGACUUGUCAUACCAUUAAGAGAUGACAUUUAAGUGUUGUCAUUUGGUUGUCAGCAGGCUUGCAUGGAUAGGACCCCUGAGCUGGAACUUUGAAUGGAAUGGAACCAUAAUCAACAUUACUAAUAUUACUUAAGUCCCUGCCUUAAAUAAAAAUGUGUUCUGUAACGGGUUAUUGGUCCCACGUGCUAUUGUUUGCAGCAGUAAAGUAGACAGGAUUACUUAUUGUGGACAUUUCAACAUCAGUUUUUUUAAUAGAAACUUUUAUUUGUGAGCAAUGACUUGUCUCCUUCACAUUUCACUUUUCAACAGUUUCUGGUGAAAGGGCAGGUAUUUGUGGAGUGUAUAUUAAUUUUAGUAGCUUUUGUAGUCUGUUGAUAUUUGUAGAAUAUAGUAGUUGUGAUGUUUUUGUUGUUACUCUGCAUAUUAAUCCACAAACAUUGCAAAUAAUUAGACACGUUUUUAUCUGAGUAUUAUUACAGAUGUCACCAUAGGUAAUAAUUGUGGGUCCGCCUGUUCCCAGCGUUGAUGUUCAAACUGGUGUCAGAUCAAAUCGAGUGAGUAGGAACUAUUAUAAUGCGAUGGCUCGUUUCACUACGGGCUGUUUUUGUGGACGGACGCGCAACAACCGGUUGCUCUCAGGGAACAAUCUGGAGCUCGUGUAUGAAAGGAGACGCUCGCAGCUUCGUCUUUGGUGAAAAUGGUUGACUGGAGUCCCAUAGCGAAGGUGUAUGAUCCUCUUAAGGCUGGCAGCAUCGACGGGACGGACUUGGAGCCUCAUGACCGGGCCGUGUGGAGGGCUAUGGGUGCCCGAUACAAGCCCAACAAGGGUGUCGCUGGAGAUCCGCUGCUCACUCUUUUCGUGUCUCGUCUGAACCCCCAGACCGACGAGGAGAAGCUGCACCAGAUCUUCUCCAAGUACGGAGACAUCCAGCGGCUCCGGCUGGUCCGGGACAUCGUCACGGGCUUCUCCAAAAGAUACGCCUUCAUCGAGUACAAGGAGGAGCGCUCUGUUGUCCGGGCCCGCCGGGACGCCAACAAACUGGUGGUGGACCAGUACGAAGUGUUCGUGGAUUUCGAACAGGAGAGGACCCUCAAGGGGUGGGUCCCGCGGCGGCUCGGCGGCGGGCAGGGAGGGAAGAAGGAGUCCGGGCAGCUGCGGUUCGGGGGCAGGGACAGGCCGUUCCGUAAACCCAUCCACCUCGGUGUGGGUCUGGUGCAGGACCGGGGAGCUGGAGGCAGGGAGUGGGAGAGACACGGGGCGAGAGACAGGGAGGACCGGGACCGACACAGGGAGGGGGAUUGGGGCAGCAGAGGGAGGAGAGACGACCGGGACAGAGGCAGAGAGAGGGACGACAGCAGGUACCGGGACAGGAGCAGGCACCGGGACAGGAGGUGAAACCGUGUAAAGCAACACGACUCCCACCUUGAUGGCGGUGAUGCACCUUAACGUUGGUUGCCACCCGCCGGUAAACCAAACGAAGAAGAAGAAGAAGAAGCCUCUCACCUGGUUCAUGUGCAGCUUGUGCCAGAUGUUCAGUGCAGCUGCUCCUCGAAUGUGAAGCCAAGAAGGCAGUGAAAGAAAGUUGAACUGAUGAGGUUUGCACAUGUUAGGACGUAUGGCAGGCUGACAGUUUAACGUCUCUGUGUCAUACAGACUUUUACCAAUGAGGACUUUUUAAGGCAUCAUAUGUGGUGAAACCCACUGAAGAGGAUUUUGUGCAACGCUCCUUCUAUACUCAAGAGAUUGUUACCAAAGUUUUAGAAACUUCUCGGUGUCCUCAUUCAUCGUCAGUUUAAGUUACUAAAAAUGUCCACUUGUUCUAUUUGUAAUUAGCGGCAUUUCACUCUGUUGUAAUAUGUUUUUAUUUCUGGCACUAGCAAUGGUGCUGUGUAAUUGCAAUGGAAAUAUAUACGUCAUCAAACAAAUGUAGAGGCCACCAAUAAGAAUAAUUAAAGGUGAAACUGCAUUAGUUAAUUAAGGCUUGAUUUUUAUU